GUUUAUACACCGAAUUACGUACUUGCUAUAUGAAAGAACGAAAUAGACCUCCUUAAGUUCAUGGCUUGCAGUCGGAUGAUGUCUAACCUUAAAAAAAUUGGAGGUUAAAUGAGAACGUGCCCCUCGAAAGUGCCAGAUGGAAACAAUAUGGAGUAGUUAUGAUUUUUUUCUCUAAAUUUCGUAAACCCGAUCGGCAUUAGGUAUUCCAUCAUAAUGUAGGGUGGUAAUCGAAUGUCGGGCAGAAGAUGUCAAGCUUUUUGUGCCGGGUUAUAACGGCCGUUCUACCGUUACCGUUUCAACACUGCCUGUAAGGUUAGGUUCGCGGUGUCGCUUGUAGGUCUUUUUUGAAUUAGUCCUGUAUAUGAAUUUCAUAAUUUUAAGAAUUUUCGAGAGAUUAAAUAAGGUAACCGCGAUCGUCGAAGAUGGAUGAAUAGGGAAGUAGUCCUGGCACGAUGUCUCUCGUGGAAUCGUACCAAGACCGCCAAGAGAACGAAAUCGAAGUAUUGAAGUCAAUAUUUGGAGACGAGUUGCGCGAUUUAAGGAAAACCAAGCAACGAAAGAAAUGGCAGCCCUUGGACAUUGUUAUAACUUUGACACCUCAGCAAGGCAUGUCAGGCCCAGCACAGGUUUAUGCACAAUUGGAUUUACACAUCACGUGUGGAGAGAAAUAUCCGGAAGAAGUACCUGGCAUAAAGCUUCAAAACAGCCAAGGACUGUCGAAUCAACAGAUAGCCACCUUAUUUUCGGAACUUGAGCACCUGGCCGAACAGCUUAAAGGAGAAGUAAUGAUUUUAGAAUUAGCUCAACACAUACAGAAGUUUUUACACGAGCAUAAUAAGCCAGGGUACAGUAGUUUCUACGAGGAAAUGGUCUCUCGCCAUCAAGAACGAAUCCUUUCUGAGAUGCAAGAGAAACAAUUGAAAGAGGAUAAAGAGCGACAGGUACUGCAAGACGAGAUCCUGAAACGUCAGGAAGCUCUUAAGGCAGAAAUUCGAAAUCGCAGAGAACAGACACGCUUAUCUCUGGAGUCAGAUGCUCUGCCUCAUUCGAUACCCUCGUCACCUCACGAACGUGUACGGUUGUAUUCGAGACGUAGAUGCGUCAGUACAUCCGAGAGCUCCGAAGGGUCAUUGUGCGAACACAGAGGCACGAAAUUGCUACACUUUGACAACAGCAGGGGAGAAAGACAGGUGCACCGGGGAAAGUGUUUAGGGCAUAGUACAAAGGGCUCGGUAGUUUACGCCGGCCUGGACAUGACAACUGGCGAGAUUCUGGCAAUAACGGAGUGGACAUUGAAGUGCGGUUCCUCCAGUGACUCUCGUGGAACCUCCGGAACCACCAAUUUGCAGCACUCCAUGAAGCAGAUUGCCAGCAUCGAGCAGGAACUUAAUCAUUUAUAUAAGUUACAUCAUCCAAAUUUAGUACACUAUUUAAAUAUGAAGUAUUUCCAAGAUAAGAGUAAUAUACUGAUCUACAUACUGCAGGAAUUUGUGAUCGGGACGACGUGUUCCUAUUUUCUCGCUGAGAAUAUCCCCCUUAACGUGGACAUGUUGCGACAUCUGGCAAGUGGAGUUCUCGUAGCUCUGCAAUACCUGCACGAAAACAACGUCGUGCAUAAAGAUUUGCGUGACACCAGUGUGCACAUUGAUUACUCCGGAAUGGUCAAACUUUCGGAUUACUCGUUAGAUAAGAGACUAUCCGACGUUUACCGCGUUAAUUGUUCGGCCAAGGCAGACCAUGAUAUUUCAACGAGCCAUAGCAGAGGUGGGAAAAAGAUGGACAUCUAUAAAUUUGGAGUGCUACUACUGUCAUUGAUAAAGGGUACGAAUGUCUCGGAGCAAAACUUGGACUUGGGAGCGAUCCAACAGCCAGAUUUGAGAGAUUUCCUGUCAAAGUGUCUCGUCGACGAUGAACGUAUGCGAUGGUCGGCGGAGCAGCUGCAACAGCACUUUUUCAUUCGUACUCCACUGGAGUGCGGAGUGUCACCUCCAAGACUGAACCACGAUAUGGAGCAGUGCAUUUCUGAGCCGGAGGAGCCAGCUUCGGAUAUUCAGUUUUAUCUUCCGGCUUUAGGUGGCCAUUCGCGAAUCCAGAACGAAUUUGAAGUGCUUAAGUGGCUUGGUAAAGGGGCAUUCGGUGAUGUUCUGAAAGUGAGAAAUAAACUUGACGGUGGGGUAUACGCCAUUAAGCGGAUCGAGCUUAACCCAAAGAACAAGCAGUUGAACAGGAAGAUAACGCGGGAGGUGAAACUGCUCUCUAGAUUAAACCAUGAGAACGUUGUGCGUUACUUUAAUUCCUGGAUCGAGAGUGCUAUGCUGGAUGACUCUGGGAGGUACGAUCGACUGACCCCAGCUGUCACUCCUUCCGGUAAGACUGAGCUACACAGACUGGAAGAUGUUGACUUGGAGAGUGGCGACAUAGAAAGAUUGGCCCCACCGGUCCACGAUGUGGAGUGGAACAUUUCCUACGAGUCUCGGGCCAGUGCAGUUUUGUCUGCAGACAGCGAAGAGGACAAUAGCGAUGGUUCCAGUGACACGGACAGCGACGAAGACUGGGCGUUUAUAAUGCGAACAAGGGCCGACUCGUCGGAUAGCGUGGAGUUCGAGAAGGACGAUACCUCUCGGACGUCUGACUCUCUUCGAGACUCCAAAGAAGUGUUGGCCAAGCCCAGCACCGAUGCCGAAAACUCGAGGACUAAAGAGAUACAGUUCAUGUACAUACAAAUGGAAUUUUGUGAGAAAAGCACUCUGAGAACUGCGAUAGACAAUGGUUUGUACGAAGACGAAGAGCGUAUGUGGCGGUUGUUUCGCGAAAUGGUUGAAGGUCUAGCCCAUAUACAUCAACAGGGAAUGAUACACAGGGACUUAAAGCCAGUUAAUAUAUUCUUGGACAGUAACGAUCACGUCAAGAUCGGAGACUUUGGACUGGCCACCACCAACAUUCUGUCCACCCUGGCACAGACUGUGGACACCGAUAAAGAGUUUCAACUGAUCGAUAAAGGUGGAAGCUACGACCUGGACGAUUUGGAAAAAGGCUCGUUAACCGGCCAAGUCGGGACCGCGCUUUACGUUGCUCCCGAAUUAAGCGCGAAAACCGCCAAAGCUAUCUACAACCAGAAAGUUGACAUCUACAGUCUCGGUAUUAUCCUCUUUGAAAUGUGCUACAAGCCCCUCGCGACUGGCAUGGAGAGAGUCAAAGUCAUUUUGAACUUGCGCUCAAAGGAAAUCGUUCUACCUCGAGAGAUGGACGAGACUAACAUGCCGCAUCAGAUCCAUCUUCUACGCUGGCUGUUGAAUCACGACCCGAGCCAGCGACCCACCUCCCAGGAAUUACUGGCGUCGGAAUAUUUACCUCCACCUCAGCUGGAGGAGGCUGAGCUCCAGGAGAUGGUCCGUCACACCCUGUCCAACAGCCAGAGCAAAGCGUAUAAAUACUUGGUAGCCUGUUGCUUCGCCCAGGAAGUCACCCCGGCCGAGGACAUCACCUACGACAUGAGCCUACCGGGUCGAGGAAUCGCGAGUUCCGUCUCCCUGAAGUCGCAGUUCCUUCAGGAAAGCGUCAAGCUGAAAGUCGUCGAGGUCUUUAGAAGACACGGAGGGGUCUGCAUCGCGACGCCUCUUUUGAUGCCGAAAUCUGGCCACGUUUACAGCCUCACUGAUUCCUGCGUCAGGCUCAUGACGAGAACGGGAAGCAUCGUCUCCAUUCCCCACGACCUCAGGGCGCCGUUCGCCAGAUACGUCGCCUGGAAUAAUAUUCCACACGUUAGGAGAUACGCCAUCGAACGCGUCUACAGGGAGAAGAAGGUACACGGAUUCCACCCGAGGGAGUUGUACGAGUGCGCUUUCGACAUCAUAAGCCCCAUGGCGAGCAACCUGAUGGCCGAGGCCGAACUCAUCUCCAUCGCCUGGGAGAUCUUCAACGAGAUUCCGCAGCUUCGCGAGCGGAACUUCACCGUCCGAAUAAAUCACACUUCCCUGCUUCAGGCGAUUUUGAUGUACUGUGGAAUCGAACGCGAAAAGUACCAAGACAUCUACUCGAUCCUCUGCGACGCUCGCGAUGGGAAGUUCUCGAAGUUCCAGGUGCAAACUCACCUGAUCAGCCUUUGUCUGACCGACCAGGCGAUGGAGGCGCUCUUCAACCUCUUCGACACCGAGAGCUCGAUAGAAAAGAUCGCCAGCGUCUUGAGGACGAUCACCAGGAGAAAGGGCGACGCCGCCGCCCUCGCCAGGGACGCCCUGAGAGAAAUGGAGGUGGUCAUCGCUAAUGCAGAAGCUCUGGGAGUCAAGUGGCCCAUGACCGUGGUGCCUCUCCUGGUGCACAACAUCCAGCAGCACAGCGGGGUGAUAUUCCAGAUAACGUGCGAGCUGAAGAGAAGGCGAAGGAGAGGCGGCCAGGAGGUGAUGGCAGCAGGAGGGAGAUACGACAAGAUGCUGACGUCCUUUCGCCAGGUCCUGGAGCGCACCGGGAUGGCCAACAAGGAGGUGAAGCAGUACGGUGUCGGGAUCAGCGUGUCCUUGGAUAAACUCGUCUGUGCGGUCGGCGAGUCGACGGACGUCAUUUACGGGGAUAGCAGUUUCAAGGUAGACGUGGCGGUUUGCUGCGUCGGUGGGACUCUGAAGAGGGAGAAGGAGAUGGCGGACGUCCUGAGGGAGCUUUGGGCUCUAGGGCUGAGAGUUACCUCCCUGGAUUUGUCAACCGUCGAGGAAAUUGUCGAGUACUGCAGGGAGAACGCCAUAAACCACAUGGUGAUGCUCCAGAGCGGGGAAAAGGGAGGCAGCCUCAGGGUGCAGUCCUGGGAGAGGGAGAAGGACCGAUUCCAGGAACGUAAAAUCAGUAUUCAGGACGUCGCCGAUUAUUUUCAGCGACAGCCCGACAACAACUCGUUGCCGAUACUCACCAGGUCGGAGAGCAAGGCCAGCACGAACAACGACCUCUCCUCCUCGAGCUAUCCGGCAAACGUAAAUGUUAAUUUUGUCAUAUCGGAAAGAGACAAACUCUCUGCGAGCAGCAGGAGGAGCCUGAAGAACACCAUGCUCGCGCAGAUGAUGUCCUACUUGCAGAGGAUCUCUCAUAAAGUCUCUGUCGAAGUGUUCGCCGUGUACUUGGACAUGACUGUGGUUCGCACUGUGAUCGGCUUCCUUGAUAUCGAUGAGGAGGAGCUGCUCUUCGAGAAGAGUAUACAAUUAAUUAUAGAUAAGCAUCCGAGGCAUAAAAAGUACAUUAAACAGAUCUGUGACGAGAUGCGCGAAGUUCGAAACGAGAAGCUACAUCCUGCUCUAGUUAUUUAUAGUCUAGUGGAUAACAAAUACAAGAUUUAUAUGUGAAACGUUUAUACCGAGUGUACAAAGGCUGAGGAAAAGAUAUAUUUUCGAUGUACCGAGUAUCCUGAAUGACUACGAUGUUUUUAUUCCAGGCUUACAUUGGUCUUUGACUAUCUUGCUGAUAACAUUUUAUAUGCAAUCAUUUUACAGAGGAAAAUAGAGAUUUUACGACCUAUUCUUCUGCCUGUGAUUUAUGUAUAUUGUAAACGUUACUUGUGUUGAUAAUUUGAAAUUGGCGCCACAUGACUAACAGGUGGCGGAAACAAGUGCUGCGCAGAAGAUUCUAGAAGGAUGUGUUGUGCGCAGUUCAAGGGCCCACCUUCCGUUUUUCAACCUUGAUCGCCACGUUUGACAUCAAUAACAGUAAUAAUAAUACUUGUUAAGUAAAGAUUAUAUCUUAACACGAAUUUAGAAAAUAAUCAGGAGCAAAGAUGAUCACGGAUAUGCAACUUGCGGUGUUUUCGAAUGUCCUCGGUGUGACGCUGUUCUUUCUGGUGUUUCUUUUCCAUUAUAUAAACGCAAAUUAUUCAAAAUGAACAAAUCCAGGUGUUUCACCGACCAAUGUACCUUUCGGUAUAAAUUUAUAUACCACUUCUGUUGACAUGAGGGAAUAUUAAUAAAAAUAAUUUAAGCUAUCG
Messenger RNA from Orussus abietinus, 5959 nucleotides. RefSeq names its product eIF-2-alpha kinase GCN2 (gene Gcn2). NCBI's taxonomy places the organism in Eukaryota, Metazoa, Arthropoda, Insecta, Hymenoptera, Orussidae. Gene Ontology annotation, molecular function: protein binding; ATP binding; eukaryotic translation initiation factor 2alpha kinase activity. The transcript has 14 exons. The record is from RefSeq and is a predicted model, not a curated record. Bases 453 to 5324 code for a protein of 1623 amino acids. Gene Ontology annotation, biological process: regulation of translational initiation by eIF2 alpha phosphorylation; DNA damage checkpoint signaling. Gene Ontology annotation, cellular component: cytosol.